AUGUCACUCCCAGGGGAAGAUCAUGAUCCUGUCCCUGACCCUGACCCCGAUGCUGAGCCAGUUGAACCUAUAGGCGACGCAGAGGACGUUGACUCGGCACUUGGAGAUGAAGACGAUCUCCUGUCCACCUCCUCUCUGACAUCAAGCGUCUUUGAUUACAUCCAGGAACACGGCAGAACUUAUAACGCUUACGGCGAGCGAAACCUCCAACAUCAUCUCCUGAAGAUGACCUUUAGCGACAAAUUGUCGACCUGUGGCGUGGAGAAGAAAAGAGAUUUGCAUCAUGUGCUAGAUGUCGGCACUGGCACCGGCAUCUGGUCCGUUGAAUUCGGUGAUCUUCAUCCGGAAGCAAUCGUGCUCGGAGUCGAUGUCAGCCCUGUGCAACCCAAUUACGUUCCCCCCAACGUUAGGUUUGAAGUCAUGGAUGUCGGACAGCAAUGGGUCUUCAGUUACCAGUUCGAUUUCAUCUUCAGCCGAUUCAUGACGGGUGCUAUUGCAGAUUGGCGGCAGUUCAUUCGGCAAUGCUACAACAACCUUGCUCCAGGCGCGAUGCUCGAGGUGCAAGAUAUAUCGUUCCACCUCGCGUGUCGGGACGGAACCCUUCCGCCGGAUUCUGCACUGGCUCGAUGGGCAGCCUAUAUGCUUGAGGCAAGUAAGCAGUUGGGUUGUCCCCUUGAUAGUGUCGAGUCAGUGAGGGGAAUUAUGGUUGAGACGGGGUUCGUCGACGUUGUGGAAACACCCUACAUUUGGCCAAUGAGCCCGUGGAAGAAAGAUGCCAAAUUGAAGAAGAUCGGAAUGUGGACAUAUCACAAUUUCACCACGUCUCUGUCGGGCAUCAGCCUGGCCCUUUUCACACGAGGUUUAGCCUGGACGGCAGAUGAGCUGGAGGCCUUUCUGAUCGACGUCCGAAAAGACAUGAGGAACACAAGAUAUCAUGCGUUCUGGCCCAUAUACAGCAUCAGUGGGACAAAGCCCGAAUAG
This is a messenger RNA of Fonsecaea multimorphosa CBS 102226, 981 nucleotides long. RefSeq lists its product as uncharacterized. Gene Ontology annotation, molecular function: methyltransferase activity. The transcript is spliced from 10 exons. The coding region runs from base 1 to 981 and encodes 326 amino acids. The record is from RefSeq and is a predicted model, not a curated record. NCBI's taxonomy places the organism in Eukaryota, Fungi, Ascomycota, Eurotiomycetes, Chaetothyriales, Herpotrichiellaceae.